This is a messenger RNA of Erinaceus europaeus (western European hedgehog), 5536 nucleotides long. RefSeq names its product ST3 beta-galactoside alpha-2,3-sialyltransferase 6 (gene ST3GAL6). Bases 395 to 1393 code for a protein of 332 amino acids. NCBI's taxonomy places the organism in Eukaryota, Metazoa, Chordata, Mammalia, Eulipotyphla, Erinaceidae. The record is from RefSeq and is a predicted model, not a curated record. The transcript is spliced from 11 exons. Gene Ontology annotation, biological process: glycolipid biosynthetic process. Gene Ontology annotation, molecular function: beta-galactoside alpha-2,3-sialyltransferase activity.
CCCAAGUCCCGGGGCGCCCUGCGCUCUGCAAACACCCGGACUGGCGGCCGGCGGCCGGGCGGGAUGGGAGUGUCUUCCCGGCCCGGAACGCGGUCCUCCUACCUGGCCGGUCGCCGGCUCCCCCUUCCCGCGGGUGUCUUCGUCCGGGGCCCGGGCGGACGCGCAGGUGGGCCCCGUCGCGCCAGGCAGCAUUUGUAUCUGCAGACGCAUCACCUGAGGAUUAUUUCUGGCCGGAAGCCCCUAACCAUUUAGCAGCAGCCCCCUGAGCCUGCGAGGUCGGACACCAGUUCUGCGUCCUUCGCCUCGGGGUGACAGUCCGGCGGGCAGCCAUUCUGCAAACCCACUGUCUCUUCUCGGAAGCUUGUUGCCCUGUGCUGCCGCGGGCGGGCCAGCCAUGAGGGGCUACCUCGUGGCCAUGGUCCUGAGCGCUGUCUUCCUCUACUACGCGCUGCACUGCAUACUGUGGGGCACAAAUGUCUCCUGGAUACCUGCUGUGGAGAUGAAGCGGAGAAACCACGGCCAGCCUUGCUUAUCAAAGCCAGCUUUUGCCUCUCUCUUGAGGUUUCAGCAGUUCCAUCCUUUUCUCUGUGCAGCUGACUUUAAGAAGAUUGCUUCCUUGUAUGGGAGCGAUAAGUUUGAUUUGCCCUAUGGGAUAAGAACAUCAGGGGAACAUUUCCGGAUGGCUCUUUCGAGACUGCAGAGUUGUGAUCUCUUUGAUGAGUCUGACAACAGCGUGCCAUGUAAGAAGUGUGUGGUGGUUGGUAAUGGAGGUGUUUUGAAGAACAAGUCAUUAGGGGAAAGAAUUGACUCCUAUGAUGUGAUAAUAAGAAUGAACAGUGGCCCCGUGCUGGGACACGAAGGCGACGUAGGGAGAAGAACAACCUUCCGACUUUUCUACCCAGAAUCUGUUUUUUCAGAUCCCGAUCACAAUGAUCCUAACAGCACGGUGAUUCUCACUGCUUUUAAGCCUCUUGAUUUAAAAUGGCUUUGGGAAUUGUUGAUGGGUGGCAAAAUAAACACUAAUGGUUUUUGGAAGAAACCAGCUGUAAACCUCAUCUAUAGACCUGAUCAAAUCAGAAUAUUAGACCCUUUCAUUAUCAGAACAGCCACCUAUGACUUGCUUCAUUUCCCAAAAGUAUUUCCUCCAAAUCAGAAACCCAAACACCCCACAACAGGAAUCAUAGCCAUCACGCUGGCAUUUCACAUCUGUCACGAAGUCCACCUUGCCGGCUUCAGAUACAACUUUUCUGACCUCCAGAGCCCUUUGCAUUACUAUGGGAAUGCCACCAUGUCUUUGAUGAACAAGAAUGCCUAUCACAAUGUGAGUGCGGAACAGCUGUUUUUGAAGGACAUUAUCGAGAGAAACUUUGUAAUCAACUUGACUCCAGAUUGACCCUAGACUCAGAAGAUGCUGUUAACAGUAUUAGUUUUAUUUUUAUACUGCAACGUUUCGUUAUCUUUAAAGUAUGUCGGAUGCAUUCACCAGAAAAUCAUGUGUAUUUGUCUGCUGCUGUGUGGUGACUCAGAACCAUCAGCUUAAUUUCUGUGAAUAUGUUUUUAACUUAUAAAAACUAAGAUAUAUUUAGUUGCCAGGUGAGGUUUGGGCCCGCAUCACUUUUCUAAAAUAAGCUCGUAUCCUGAGGUCUUUAAAAUCUUAUUUAUUUUUUAUCAUUGUCAUCUAAGGCUUUUGAAGAGCUGUGACUUUUCCUAUUAAGUGAAUUUAAUUGACCUAUAACAGAAUUUGGCUAUAACAAGCUUUGGAGGCAUAUCCGAAGUUAUGGAGGUAUACGGUGGGAAGCUGGCAUGUGCUUGGGCCUCUUAAGUGGCAAACUGGAACCACACCAAACCUUUAUCUGGAUGACUUUUUACAAAUGUUAUCAAUUAAAAAAGAAUUUACUGGAUAGAGACAGAGAAAUCAAGAGGGAAGGGAGGGGGUAGGAAGAGUGAAGCUGCUUCCCUGCUUGUCAAGCUCAGCCCCUCUGGGUGGGACUGGGGGCUUGAACCCAACACCUAUCUGGAUGAUUCAAUUGUUUUUCUCUGCCCAAUGCACCCAACUGGAAUCUUCAAGACCUGACACACUUCAUUAUUUUGUCGUUGUUGUUAAGAUGGAAAGAAAUACGAUCUUAUCAAGUCUGAGGAGAUUCAGCUAGACAGCAAAUUCUGUUUAAUAGCCCAAGAAUGCAAUCACUAGAUUCAUGACCACAUCAGCUCUUUAAUUCAUUUUGCCGUAUAUGUGGAGCCAGGGCCUUGCGUCUGUGGUGUCACUGCUCUGGGCCAUUUUUAUUUCAACAAAGGGGAAGACAGAUAGCCUUGGAGAUGUUCCUUCUUUGUUUAUCUAUCACCAGUUAUUGGUGGGGAUCGGUGCAGGCACUACAAACCCACCGCUCUCAGCAGCCAUUAUUUUUUUUCCCCUUCCUAUUUUUAUUUGACACGACAGAGCAAAGUUGAGAGGAAGGAGAGACAGAGGGAGAGAGACACCUGUAGACCUGCCUCACCUGCUUGUGAAGCGCCCUCCCUGCGGGUGGGGAGCGGGGGCUUGAACCCAGGUCCCUGUGCGAGGCUGUGUGCUUAACUGGGAUGUGCCACUGUCCGGCCCCCAAGCCAGAGAUCUUCUCCAGUGUCGUGACACCGUCCAUAUGCUCCUGGGGUGUGAACCUGGCUCUGCACGGGCCUGCCCAGUGACUCUUCCACAGCCCCGAUUACUACAUUCUUUUAAAUAAGAAAGCGACUCGUAUACAAAGAAAAUUCCUUUUUUUUUUCCCCUCCAGGGUUAUUGCUGGGGCUAGGUGCGGAUACUAUGAAUCUACUGCUCCUGGAGGCCAUUUUCCCCAUUUUUUUUUUUUUUGGACAGGACAGGACAGAGAGAAAUUGAGGAGGGGAGAUAGAGGGAGAGACAUCUGCAGACCUGCUUCACCGCCUGUGGAGUGACUCCCCCCCUGCAGGCUGAAUCCUUCCACUUUGGACUAUGUGCUCUUAAUCCAGUGCGCCACUGCCCGGCCCCCAGACAAAGUUCUUAAAUGCUACGCUUUGCCUGGCUUCAUCGAUUCAUUACUUUUUGAAAGUGAACUGAACUAAAUUAGGAAUGACGGGAAUACAGCCAGGAAACUCUUCAGAAUAGUUAAAUUGUUUUUUUGGAUUUAAAUGAAAAAAUAUAUAUAAUUUUAUUUUAUUUUUUUAACAGAGCACUAUUGAGCUCUGGCUUAUGGUGGUGUGGGUGAUUGAACCUGGCACUUUAGAGCCUCUGGCAUAAGAGUCUUUGCAGAACCAUCAUGUUAUCUAAUCUGCCCUUAAAUUAUUUUCAUGAAAACCCUCCUUCAAAGGGAAAGUUUUCACAGGCUGACAGAAGACAAGCCCUGUGUGACAGCAACGAGUCAGACCGACACGUGUCCCCCAUGUUAGUACAGAGAACCAAGGCUAUAGGGAGGGGUGGUGAGGCCCAUGAAAAAGGGGGAGGCAGCAGAAAUGAUAAAAAUAAUGGGGCCACAACAAGGGCAACAAAAAGGAAUAAGUAAAUAAAUAAAUAUUUAAAAAAGAGAAAAAAAAUUAAAAAAAAAAAGAAGAAUGGGGUCAGAGGCUGUCUGAAGAGGUAGGCACUGACAGAAGGUAUCUUCUGAAGAAUCAGUAGGUGACAGAAGUGAUGUCCUCAAAUCUGCUUCUCCAGAGAAUAUAAACAAAGGGUAACAUCUCAGCUCACGUUCAGAAACAGAAACGAAGCAAGUGCUGGGGGUGUCUGUGUGAGCGGCUGAGUUAACCGAGACCCAACGACGUUGGGUUCUCUUGGCUGCUAACAGCCCGAGUCCCGCGGCUGCUUCUGCUUCUCUCCGCAGCUUGAGGUGCAAGGAAAUCAGGAGGGUCCGGCAUGAAUGUUCCCUUGUCCCCGCUGAGCUUGGAUAAAAGUUCCGUUAAAUGUAGUUUGUGUUUCCAGGGAGAUGACUGGUCACAGAAGAAGUUUAAGUAAAAAACAACAACAACAAUAACAAAAAAAACAAACCCAAAACAAUCAAUGGUGGCAUUUUCCAAAUGUUUUUGUAUGCUCUAUCAUAUGGAACACGUUCUUUGAAUGAAGUUACAAUUAAAGAACCUGGCAUCUCAAGGUGGUUUUAUUGAAGCAAACGGCCCUCCCAUCCCAAGUGGGGGCGGGGGGGGGGGACAAAACAAAAAAAACGAAGUCAGACACAUAUAUACAAUUUAUUAAAAACACAUGAGCACGUUCAGAUCUCACUAUUUGUACAAUCUAGAGUCUAGCAACAUAUACAAAGACUGAGCGACUGCAGUGCAUGCUGAGGUAAGACAAGUACAUUCUGGGAGACUAUCACUGACCAUCACACCCUUUCUUUUUCUACCUUUCCCAGCACCAAAAUGGAGCGGGGACGGGGGCAGGGUGAGGGAGGCUGGAGAGGAAGAGGGAGAGAGAGAGACAAGAGUAAGGAAUGAGCCAGAAGGUGAAUUAACGAAGAGUUGGCGCCACAGCCUAUCUGAAGUAUUGAAAGCCACCCAACUCUUACAUUUUGUAGUUUAGGGACUUCAAGUUCAGAAUAGAAAAGCAGAGCUAUUAUUUAUUAUUAUUAUUAUCAUUAUUAUUAUUAUUAUUAUUUUAAGGCAAGAGCCUCACUGGUUUCUUUAUGGAGGCUCAAAGGGCUUUAUUCCCCCCCCCCCCGUAAUCAAUUCUAACUGUAUCAUCUGAUGCUGUUUCCAUCGCAGUCUGGGGGUGACAGUGGAGCCAAGGCCCAGAAGGUCAAGGUUAGUGAUUCUCCACAGAAUUACGGCCACAUUCAUAGUGAGGUGGCCUGGUCCCUCCCCACAACCCUCAGUGCGGGGUGUCAGGGAAGCAGGCAUAGACAAGUCAUUUCAUCUGCUGUACAAGUUCUCUGACCGUUUCAUCAGCGAAGAAAACCCAUUGUUCAAUGCAGAGUGCACAUAGUGAAACACAGAUUUAAAUAGUUGGACAAUACACAACAGGAUCUAUCUAGAUGGACAGCUCUCAGUAAGCUAGAAACCAGCGUCCAUACUAUCUCUUAACUGUGAUUUAACAUCAAGUAACAGUGCGGGCAGUGUGAUUUUUCUGAACCUGUGAUGGUCACACUUGCUAUAUCCCCCUGUCUGAAUCUAUUUUUCUAAUGGUAUUGAUAAUAAAAAAAAAAAUCCAAUAAACCACAGUGACUUAAGUCUUUUACAUACUUCAAGCAAAGGAUAACUUUUCAGGGGGGGUUUAAAAACAGGAGAAUACUUUCACAUUUUCAGUUGUUACUUGAGUGUCUGUAAAAUUGUGUGUACAUGUAUAUAUACAUAUAUCAGACAUAUAAAAUGUAAUUUAAAAAAACUAUGAGGAUGAGAAGAGAAAGUUCAAAGCCAGAAAAAACCCUUUGGAUCAGGCUCAGCUCUCCCUUUGGAAAGCAGAAUAUAGGAAAGUAGUGAAACGAUCUAUUUUGUAAAAGUCACUGGUAAUUCAAUGACGGCUGAUUCAGUGGCCGCAUGAACCCUGCCUAAGAGCAUACACCCUUCAGACAUACGCCUCUCAAAAAACAAACAAACAAAC